AUGACCACGACGAAUACAGACAAUGCUCAAUUGGGCGAAGUUGAGUUUUGUACAUUGGGGAUGUUCAUUUUAGAUGAUAUUGAGUUUGGGGGUACCAGACCAGAUGUCAAAAAUGCUCUUGGAGGAGCUGCCUCCUUCGCGGUCAUAGGAGCCCGUUUGGUUGCAGGAUCAGAGCAUGGCCGGUCUGUGAGUUGGAUAGUGGAUGUGGGUUCAGACUUUCCACAAGAAACUCUCCAAGCGAUCAAAUCAUGGGGAACAGACUGUGUGAUCAGAGAAGACCACAGUAGGCUUACCACAAGAGCAUGGAAUGGAUACCACCCGGACGAGAAACGAGACUUCAAAUACCUCACUCCAAAACUGAGAUUGGAGCCCCAUAUGCUAUCAGACACACAGGUGUGGUCUCGCACCUUUCAUAUGGUUUGCUCUCCAGCACGUUGCAUCUCCAUUGUAAAUGAUAUCCUUCAACGACGACAGAAACUGCAUCAAGCGGGCCAAGCACCGAAUACUGAACAUGCUUUGGAACGUCCCAUUUUCGUUUGGGAGCCUGUACCUGAUCUUUGCACUCCCGAAGAACAAGAAAAAUUCUUUGCUGCAAACAAGGUUGUAGAUGUGGUCAGUCCUAAUCAUCUCGAGUUAGGGAUGAUGUUUGAUCAGCCUGGAUGGACCCAAGAGAGCGAUAACAGCCAAAAGCUGGUUCAGACGAUUCUUGAUACCGGAGUUGGUGUUAAUGGCGAUGGGUGUAUCGUCAUUCGAGCAGGCAAGGAAGGGAGCUACGCUUACACAAGGGCCCAGCGAGUCUGGCUUCCCGCCUACCAUCAACCUGGUACUCUGGGUGCUACAGCAGUGGUUGACCCUACCGGCGCGGGCAAUUCUUUCCUUGGUGCAUUGGCCCAGGGAAUGAUAACAGCAGGCCGGGAGCCUUUCGACAUCAUUGACUCUACUAUGUCAGGCUCGAGCAACUGGGAGCAAGCUAUGGACUCCUGGGGCCAUGGUCGCAAUCUGUUAGGCGCACUUAUCUGCGCAACAAUCGCUGCCGGCUUUGUAGUGGAACAGAUCGGUGUGCCCGAGAAAACCGUGGAAAAUGGGAAAGAACUUUGGAAUCAAACUGAAUUCACGGAACGGGUCCGCCUAUACAUGCAGCGAUUAUACAAGACAUUUGAAGAGUCUCCCCAGAGACACCUGUUGGCCAAUUGA
Molecule: messenger RNA, 1194 nt
Organism: Penicillium angulare
Lineage: Eukaryota; Fungi; Ascomycota; Eurotiomycetes; Eurotiales; Aspergillaceae
Product: ribokinase family protein
Exons: 3
Coding region: 1-1194 (397 amino acids)
Source: RefSeq, a predicted model, not a curated record